CUAGUUUGUAUUUUACUGCACGUUUUGGUAGUACGUAAUCGUACGUGAACGUUAAUUUUUGUUUCAAGGUUUGUACGUAUCGGUUUUCGUAAAUGUCUCUGUGCUAUCAUAUUGAAUAAUGUGCGAAAAUAAUCACAGUUACGUAAUUGUAUUGCUUCGAGUGUAAAGUCGUGAACCGUGUUGAGUAAUUACAUACUGUUAUCUGCUGGAAUUAAUGGCGGUGAUGACUGUAGCUUACAAACGCAGAAGUUUUGUAAAGUGAAUUGUGAUUUCAUCAAAUUUGUUUCAGUUACAGUUCAGGAAUCCUUAAACUGUUUUUCUAGGAAAGGCGAAAUGCAAUAGAUGUAAUGGGAGGAUGAAGGUGCUGACGACCAUGCAUGACAGAGAAGAUGGCAGGCUGUGACUCGGGCUGCAGCAACAUUUCCAUCAUGCAGUUGUUCCACGAGUUGAAGCAGAAAUUCCCCGCUGUGCCCGACAGAGUCGUCAGUGAGUGUAUUAGACAGAAUGCCCAUGACAGGAAUGCCUGUGAGGCAAUCCUGAGACGUGAGAACCAGGGUUACCUCCUGCAUAGCUACCCUGUUGCACUGAAGAUGUCAGCAGAGCCCCCAGACAACUCCCCCACGCUAUGUGACCAGUCUGUGCUCAGUAAUGAAACUAGUGUGCCUGGUCCACAGACAAAUAACUUUGAGUUUCUGGCUAAUGUUGAUGAUCGUGAUGUGAGAGACAGGACUGUUAGUGUGGUGACAUAUCACAGUGGUGAGGAGCAACCUGACAACUAUGAAGUCAAUGUUAACUAUAGUACGAGCCCCAGUGCUCGUAUGAGGUCUGCACUUCAGGUCUCUCCAUCUCCACAUUAUCUGUGUGCUCCGCCUCAGCAGGCACGUUCCUACACCUCAGUCAACUUGACGCUGCGUCCUCCUUCAUCAGAGCCACAGCCUCCCAUUGACAUCCGGUCCGCAGGUUCCAGUUUGACAUACUCCACAUGUUCAUAUGAUCCACGACAAGGCUUUCAGUCACAGCUGCAGAUCUGUAUUGGUCCUGCUGGGGUGGGCAGCAUAUCAGCUCUCCGGACACAUGCAGUACCCAUACAUACAUCCUGCACACCAGCACAUGAGGGGGGACAGGAGGAGCGGUUGCAGUCCUUCACACAUGUUCUUCUGCAGCAGCAGUUGGAGCGCAAGAAUAAGCUUCAGCGAGAACUGAGGAAAGAGAAAGAGAACCUGCGUGCGAUGCAGAGGGAGGUUCAGGAGAUGAGAAGGGAUCUUGAAUAUCGGCAGCGAUGCAAACAGACCAUGUCUCCACCUGUCGUGUCCUCUGUGUUGCAGAAAGUACAAGAGCUACGAGUGGAGAUCCAGAGGCUGCAGGAAGAAUGUAAGAAGAUGACACAAGAGGUGGACCUCAGUUUGGAUGUGCAGGUGCCACUUGGGGAAACAGAUGAAGAGUUUUACAAAAAUAUCUACACUGGGCAGCAGGGCUUCAUCUUUCCCCCAUCCUCACAACCCCCUCCACCAAGACCUGGGAGAAGACUUCAGCAUGGAGACUCAGCAGAUGGUCCCCAUUGGACCUGCACACAGUGUACAUUCCAAAACCAUCCCCUGCUGGACAAGUGUGAGACAUGCGAGAUGCCACGUUUAUUGCUAGGUACUGACACAUGCUAUUGCCAUCCCAUUCCUUCAAAGACCUUCUCACCCAACCCAGUGGUAAUGCAUGUGGAAAAACUGCCUCCUACUGAACCAGCGUGUGAAUUGUGGAGUGAUUAACUACAUGACGUGACUAACAGAACAAGGGCUCAAACACACCAUCACCUCCCACUUCUCCUUAUACUAAAUGAAUAGUGUACCUGGCCAAUGCCAAGUGCACUGAUUUUGUUCAGUCACUGUUUGUGCAUCCUGCGAGACCACCAAGCAUCUCUGUGGUUGGACCAUAUAGAGGAAAUGUUCAUAUGAACAGGCGCAGUUUCUGUUCUCGUUCUUGUUUCUUCAUUGCGUCGGAAACAUACAGUGCUGCAGAGGUGCUUCUGUAAGGCAAUAAUUAGUCAGAGUUAAGUAAAUAUAAAGUAUGAUUUAUUUUCUUUUGCCAAGUGACUUGGUUAAGAAAAGAGGAUCCAGAUUGUAGAACUUGAAAGCUUUUUUGCUGAAUGUUGAACAGUCCAUCAUGUCAUUGUAUCAAGAACAUUUCUUCAUCGAUAUAGUGUAACUGUGGGAGCAUGUUUUUUGUCUUUAUAUUUUAUAAUGUAACUAAUGUAAUGCCUAUUAUAAAUUCAGCAGAAAGUCUG
Molecule: messenger RNA, 2275 nt
Organism: Cryptotermes secundus
Lineage: Eukaryota; Metazoa; Arthropoda; Insecta; Blattodea; Kalotermitidae
Gene: Tab2
Product: TGF-beta-activated kinase 1 and MAP3K7-binding protein 2
Exons: 6
Coding region: 378-1760 (460 amino acids)
Source: RefSeq, a predicted model, not a curated record